Molecule: messenger RNA, 1210 nt
Organism: Arachis duranensis
Lineage: Eukaryota; Viridiplantae; Streptophyta; Magnoliopsida; Fabales; Fabaceae
Product: SEC14 cytosolic factor
Exons: 12
Coding region: 97-1173 (358 amino acids)
Source: RefSeq, a predicted model, not a curated record
ACAUCAGAAGCUUCAAAUUCCUAGUUGCAGAUUUUCCCCUUAGAAUUUCUCAGCAACUUGUUAACCUGGGGACUAUUUUAAUCUUUACCAUAAGACAUGGAUGCAUGGAAUGAUGAAGCUAUGAAGCAGUUUCAGUCCCUUCUGGAAACCUUGGAUGAACAACACAAGAACACAUUCCAGAAUAUGCACCAGGGUUAUCCAAGAGAAACAUUAGUACGUUUUCUCAAAGCAAGGGAUGGGAAUGUUCCCAAAGCACAUAAAAUGUUCAUUGAUUGCUUGCAAUGGAGAGUGGAAAAUGGGAUUGACAAUGUUUUAGCUAGGCCAAUCCUGGCCGAUUCGUACAGAAGCGUGAGAGAUUCGCAACUCAUGGGAAUGUCUGGUUACACAAAAGAGGGUCUACCAGUCAUUGCUGUUGGUGUUGGUCUUAGCACAUAUGGAAAAGUUUCUGACAAAUACUAUGUACAAUCACACAUCCAAAUGAAUGAAUAUAGGGAUAGGGUGAUCUUGCCAACAGCUACCAAGAAUCAUGGAAGAUACAUUGGUACCUGUGUGAAAGUCUUGGAUAUGACAGGCCUAAGACUAUCAGCACUGAACCAAAUGAAGCUUUUGACAUCUAUAUCUACCAUAGAUGACUUGAAUUAUCCAGAAAAGACAGACACAUACUAUAUUGUCAAUGCUCCAUAUGUAUUCUCUGCAUGUUGGAAGGUUGUAAAGCCUCUGUUGCAAGAAAGAACAAGGAAGAAAGUUCAAGUGCUGCAAGGUUGUGGUAGGGAGGAAUUACUUAAGGUAAUGGACUAUGCAUCCCUUCCACAUUUUUGCAAGGACUCAUCAAAGUUAACCAAACACAAUGCAACAAUGAAUGCUGAAAACUGCUACUCCCUUGAUCAUGUCUUCCAUAAACAACUUUAUAAUUAUAUGAAGCAGCAAGCUAUGAUAAUGGAGUCCAUAUCACAAAUCAAACAGGAUUCUUUCUAUGUAGAAUUGCCAGAGACAGACCCAGAUGAUGCCAAAAUUGUCAAGACUAUAGAAAUUGAGUUCAGGAAAGUGGAAAGCAAGAAUGGCCUAAAUAAUUCACUAAAUGGUGUUGCUGUUAAAGAUGAAGAUAACUACUACCCCAACACAAGUGCCUCAGCCAAUACUCCAAUAGUAAAGGACACACAUCAAGGAUUUUGAUACAAAGAGGAACUGCAACAGAAUCACAUAACUUGAA